AUGUUUGCCGGUCUAAUUAGCAUCAACAAUGACAAGAUUCCCAUCAAAACCCAUGCAAUAGUAUUUUCCGCGGUGGAGAAGAGGGUUACAGCGGGACAAAUUAAAACCGCCAUGUCCUCCUGUGAAGCAAUAAGCAGUGGAGAAUUUAGCUUCUCCUCGCUUGAUGGUUUCACCAAUAAACUCAUCUCCAGCAUCGUGAUGGAAACAAACAAUCUCACAGCCAGGAGAGGUUGGUGGGCUUGUAAAAGUAACUACUGGACUGAUAAAAGAAAGUGGACCGCUGUCAGGAAGGUAGGAAGAAGGAAGAUGGGAAAACGGAAUUCUAGAAAGCAAAAACAAUCAUCAUCGUCUUCAACUGCAGAAAAAUCAAAAUCGAGAUUACUAAUAUCAAACUCAUCAAAAUCAACCAAUGGUGGUAGUAGUACCGUUGAUCCUAAGGGAGAGUUUUUUGUAUUUACUAGAAUUGCGCCGCCUCCUCCUCGUGUUGAUCAACCAUAUGGCUAUGCCUUUUGA
This is a messenger RNA of Oldenlandia corymbosa var. corymbosa, 513 nucleotides long. NCBI's taxonomy places the organism in Eukaryota, Viridiplantae, Streptophyta, Magnoliopsida, Gentianales, Rubiaceae. The record is from the annotation of a GenBank genome assembly.